Molecule: messenger RNA, 2508 nt
Organism: Trichoplax adhaerens
Lineage: Eukaryota; Metazoa; Placozoa; Uniplacotomia; Trichoplacea; Trichoplacidae
Exons: 16
Coding region: 1-2508 (835 amino acids)
Biological process (GO): gamma-aminobutyric acid signaling pathway; G protein-coupled receptor signaling pathway
Cellular component (GO): membrane; G protein-coupled receptor heterodimeric complex
Molecular function (GO): G protein-coupled GABA receptor activity
Source: RefSeq, a predicted model, not a curated record
AUGAUUAGGACAUACCCAAAUCUUAUUAUAGCUGUCGUAAUAGUACUUUUUGGCCUUCCGCAUCAGUGGUCAUCAGCUAAUCAAAAUAUAGCAAGAGAUUUAUACAUUGGAGGACUAUUUCCUUUAAAUGAUUCUGAAUGGGUUGGCACAAAUCGUAUUUUAUUGGCUACUCAACUAGCUAUUCAACAUGUAAACGAAGAUCCGACCUUACUUCCGGAUUAUAAUUUGAAAUUGAUAUGGAAUGGAACUAAAAGUUCAGUUCCGUAUGGCUUAAAAAUUCUUUAUGAAUAUGUCUACCAUGCACCUAAGAAAAUUAUGUUGCUUGGUUCGGGGUAUUCUAGCGUAACCGAACCUAUCGCCGAGACAUCGAAAUUAUGGAAUCUAGUUCAGUUUUCCUAUGGUGCAACUUCCCCUUCGCUAUCCGAUAAGAAAAAAUUUCCUUUUUUCCUACGUACAAUACCUUCGGAUGCUUCUAUGAAUGGCCCACGCGUUGCUUUAUUAAAAGCCCUUCAGUGGAAAAAAGUCGGCUUGAUUUACCAGUCCGAAAAUAUUUUUGCUGUUACUAUGGAAGAAUUAAUUAAAUUGCUAAAAAUUGAAGGUAUUUCGGUGCUAGCUUCCACAGUAUUUACCAAUAAUCCUAAAAACCAGAUUGAACAGUUGAAGGCUAGUGACGCUAGAAUAAUUAUUGCAAGCUUUUAUGAAAAAGAAGGUAGAAAAGUUAUGUGUGAGGCUUAUCAUCAAGGCUUGAAAGGCCAAAAAUAUGUCUGGAUAUUUUUGGGAUGGCUUAGCGGAUACUGGUGGAAUCAUGACGUCAACACUGGCACAUCGAAUUGCACUAGAGAACAAAUGAUUGAAAUGGUUGAUGGUCAUUUAGCAACAGAUACUGUGUCCUUUUUUCAGAGUGAAAAUGGGAUAUCACCAAUUCAAGGCCAGAAUGUUCAAGAAUAUAUGAUCGAGAGAAAUAUUACCUUGAUGGAAGAUCAUGAAAGUUACGGCUACAGUAAUUUCGCAUAUGAUGCGAUUUAUGCUAUGGCAUUAGCAUUAAAUGAAACUCAUAAUGAAAUGCAGCCAAAUCAGUGGUUGACAGAUUUCUCCUAUGAUAAUCAUCAGAUGGCUCAGACAUUAAUUAGAAACUGUUACAAAGUUAACUUUACAGGAAUUACGGGGCCUGUGGAAUUUGACAGUAAGGGUGAUCGCAUUGGAGUUGAUAGCAUUACGCAAUUGCGAUAUAGUAACGGAAAACCCAAGAAAGUCAUUAUUGGAUUUUAUUAUGCGGCCACCUCCAUAUUACAGUGGAGUAACAACAGUAUUAGCUGGCCUAAUGGAAAAAAGCCGCAAGAUUCUACUGUAAUGAUACGCUCACUGGAAUAUGUAUCGACGCCUAUAUACAUUGUCAUGUGCGUAUUAACAUCAUUUGGCAUCGUUGUUGCCUUGAUUUUCCUCUUUAUCAACAAUUACUACCGCAAGAACAGUUUCAUUAAAAUUUCAAGUCCACGAUUGAACAACAUUAUUUUAGUUGGCUCGGUCUUACUAUAUUCUACAGUCUACGUUCUUGGACUAACUUCAGGGGAUGCAAGUAAAACCAGUCAAGCUGGUUCUAAAUUUUCUACUGUAUGCGUGGUCAAAACUUGGUUACCAGUAUUUGGCUUUACCUUAGGAUUUGGUGCUCUAUUUGCGAAAACUUAUCGCGUAUAUAAGAUAUUCAAGAACAAAAAAUUAAAGUUAUCUCUUUGGGCCUUAACUGAUACCCAUCUGCUCGGAGGUGUUUGUCUCCUCCUCUUAGCUGAUAUAGUUUUAUUAUCGGUAUGGCAAGGUGUCGAUCCUUUACAGCGAGUAACGAAAGAUUUAGCAGAAAAGCCAAUCCUAAAUGAUUCCGAUGCGGUUCGGAUCCCUGUUAUUGAGUUGUGUGCAAGUCGUGACUUUAGCAUAUGGUUGACGAUUUUGUAUACUUACAAGGGUUUACUAUUAAUUGGUGGUAUUUAUUUAGCCUGGGAGACACGUAAAGUCAGUAUACCAGCGUUAAAUGAUUCACGUUAUAUCGGUGCAUCCGUUUAUAAUGUGGUUAUCUUAUGUGCAAUUUGCAUACCAUUAUCAACUGUUUUGGAGGAUUAUCCAAGUGCAGCUUUUAUUUUAAUGUCAGUAUUUAUCAUUUUUUGUACAACUGCAACAUUAUUCUUGGUUUUUAUCCCAAAGAUUACAGAGCUGAAGAGAAUUAACGUUCCUGAAACUAUAACUUAUCCUAACAUGCCCAUCACCGAGUGCGGAAGUUCAAUUUAUCCUCACCGGAUGACAAGUUUUAAAGAAGCUGAUUUAUUAUCCAAAGUAACACGAUUAGAAGCAUCUUUGCAUCGGAAAAACAAUACUAUUGAUGAAUUAAGGAGGCUACUUAAUAAAAAAGAUAAACCCUCCGCAAUUGAGAAUAUCAAUUGCGUAACUGACUAUACGGAUUACGAUGAUACAACUGACCAUGAAACUGGUUGUGUUUCGCCCCAGAUUCUUAUGGAUUAA